AUGAAUGAUAAUCCAUACAGGCUGUCACUCGAGGUGGAUCAACAUAGCAACACUAAUGUCCACUUCUUAGAUGUAAAUAUCAGAAUUCAAGGACCCAACAUUCACACUAUUGUCUAUCAGAAGCCGUGUGCAAGCCCCACAUACAUACCGAGUGACUCACGUGACCCGUUUCAAUACAAAUUGGCCGCUUUUCGAUCUUUAGUUAGAAGAGCAUGUUCUCAUUCAUCUACACAAGAAGCACUUAGAGAAGAGUUAACACACAUUGAGAAGAUCGCUGACAUGCAUGGCUACCACAAUCUUGUACCAAGAAUCGCAGAAUGCCAUGAAAGGGCACUGAUGUCGCACAACACUCCUAUGACGACAUUGGGAGACAACCACAGCAUUGAUAUGAAAAGAAUAUUGCUUACAUUCAACCAUAUCUUGAAAUCGGUAUAUACAGCGGUUGCCAAAAGACGUAAUGUCAACAUUGCUUACAAGAGGGGCCCAACUAUCUUUGACAUACUACGCAAUGGAAAGGACCCGCCUGACCCGAUCAAAUCACAGGGAAUAUAUCGGACCCCUGUUCGUAAUGAUAGAUUCGGUAGGGAUUUAGUCUAUAUAGGAUCUACGAAACGCUCGAUGGGCGUGAGAAUAAGCGAACACAAAGCAGACAUACGACAUAACAGAGCCACCACAUCACUCUCGGUUUAUGCUUCUGACCCUGAUAUUAUGGUUGACUUCGCAGGGGCAAAGUUAAUAGUUAGAACAACACAGAGAGACCACCUCAAAUGGUUAGAGAUGGUGGAGAUAUAUAAGGCGCAUACUACAUCUGAGUGCAUUAAUUCAUGGAAGGAGAUGGCUCUUUCGAUCGCUUGGCAAGCCGUUCUACAUAGUGACUCAUAA
Centruroides sculpturatus (bark scorpion) is the source of this 882-nucleotide messenger RNA. RefSeq lists its product as uncharacterized. Bases 1 to 882 code for a protein of 293 amino acids. The transcript has a single exon. The record is from RefSeq and is a predicted model, not a curated record. NCBI's taxonomy places the organism in Eukaryota, Metazoa, Arthropoda, Arachnida, Scorpiones, Buthidae.